Coregonus sp. 'balchen' is the source of this 1242-nucleotide messenger RNA. The record is from the annotation of a GenBank genome assembly. NCBI's taxonomy places the organism in Eukaryota, Metazoa, Chordata, Actinopteri, Salmoniformes, Salmonidae.
GAUGACAUCGUCAUCCCUAAAAAGGUUUUCAUCCUGGAGGAGACCGUGGAGACUGUGCAGGAGUCAGAGGAGGUAGCUGCAUGCAAACCCGUGUUAUUUCUAAGCUAUUUUUAUUUCAUGCCACAAUCUGUCUUUCCUGAGGGGAAUUUGGAUAUAAAAUGGACAAUAUACAGUAUAUGCAGUGAUUCUUGAAGAAUAUACUGUAGCUAUAGCCUAAAAGAUGCCUCAUCAUGUUCUUAGUACAACUGACUUAAUUUGUUUUCUACCAACAGGAAAGAAUGGUUAGUACUGCUUGCCAAACUGACCCCUGGGUGCCAGUGUCCUUGUGCUGAGCUGGAGAAGAGGUCCACCGGGACCAUCACUACAGAGCUGGAGGCACAGCUAGUCUGCGCUCAUGCCCAUCUGUGUAUGACCAAGCCCUGCCCCUUUUCACCACAGAUCAUGGAGGAGCUGACUGACAGUAAGAGUGAGAAUGAGAUGAGUCAAGACCAGGUCUCACUGUUUGAGCCUGAGAGAAGCAGCUCAGAAUCACAAUCAUCGCAGUGCGAGCCAGGAGUUUCUAUCGAAGAGUGUGUGCAAGAUGCAAAAUCCAUCAUCUUCGAUAGCAAGCUGAAGGAGCUGUUUAAUGUCUGCCAUGAGCCAGGAUGUGGCGCAAGUGUAAUCAGCUCAUCCCAGUACAGAAGUGGUUUUGCCAUCACCAUGGAGUCCGAGUGUGUUGUGGGCUACAAGAGGAAGUGGUAGUUCCAGACCAGAGUGGGAAAGUUGUUUGCAGGGAAUCCCUCCAAACAACUCCCACACCACAUUUGUGGAAACUUGUCACCUCCUCAGCCUGGUGUCCAUCUCGCGGCAACAGUUCACCAACAUACAGCGCCUCUACAUCAUUUGGCACUUACACCAUCCUGGACUCUGCUUCCCACCUGAUCCUCGCCCAGGAGAGUGUGCAUGUGACCGAGUUGAAGAACAUCUACUGGUUGGAGACAGAAGGAUUAGAGAGAUGCCUGCAACACACUGAGGUAAGCUAUAACCUAUUUUUUGUCUUUGUCAAAUGCAAUUAAUGCUGUUAUGCAAUGUGUAGGCCUACUUUAGGUACCUUUAGUAAUAAUGCCUUUAUUAUUAUCCUUACAGGCCCAUGGAUGCGUAGUUGAAACCCUGGCCACCGACAGGCAUCCAAGUGUGAGGGUGCUCUUGAGGGACUCCUAUUCUCAUAUCUGGCAUGAGUACGACCUGUGGCACAUACAGUAG